This is a messenger RNA of Entamoeba invadens IP1, 1332 nucleotides long. RefSeq lists its product as hypothetical. The record is from RefSeq and is a predicted model, not a curated record. The annotation marks the transcript as partial. The transcript has a single exon. Lineage: Eukaryota; Evosea; Mastigamoebida; Endamoebidae.
AUGGCGCAGAAGUCAGCGGUCCAGAAAAGGAUUGAUGCACUUCAGAUAUCAUCAGUCGACAAAGCACAACUUCAAAAAGAAGACGAGGAACUGAGGGAUCUGCAGAAAGAAAUUAAUGAGAUGCAAGCACAAGUCGAAGACGAGGAACGGAAGGCAAUUGACAAAGAGUCGAUCUCAUCAUCUUUGAAACCACAAGACUUGAAAGGUUCAUUCAAGCUUUCUGUCCGGAGAGAGCGGUCGAAGACUGCUGUUAUAAAACUGAGAGAAAAAGCACAUGAAACCCUCCCAAUUACUGAUUACUCCGCAGACUUUGAAAAAAGAAAGAAACUUGAAAUAGCUCGUCAUGCAGAGAAAAUCGAAAACAUUUUAAAGAACAACGAAAACAUUCCCACUGAAGACGUCAUUGACCAAAUCGCCUCUGUCUUGAACGAGUUCCACGAAGAGUUCGACGGCGACUCAUUGUCGCCAAAGAUGUCGACUGCAGAGCUUCUGAAGACCACAAACUACGAGUCAAUUCAUCUGAGAAAAACAUCCACCGCGUUCAGAGUAACUUCGAAAAUUGUCCCGGGAGAUAUCACUAUGAGAGAUGUUGAAGAGACUGCUAUCAUUCACUUCGAAAAGACUAUUUUGGAAAUGAGUGAACAAGCCGCAGCUAUCGCAGCUUGCAGUGAAGACGCUUUAUGCUUCGGAUCACUCGUCCUUGUCAACAAAGACGACAAAUCGUUUUCAACAGAAUUUUACACUCGUUGCGAGACACUCCGACAAGAAGUCAUUAAGUUGUUUGAUUUAGCCAAAGCGGCGAUAGACGAACCAAUCACUAUGAAAGACAACGAUGUUUAUCCAAAGGAAAUUGUACCUUUUGUCAACUUACUUGAAAAAUCCAAAAGUAUUGUGACGAAGACAAGUUUGGAACCCGUUGUCGAUCAAGCUAUGGUCGCUGCCUUCUCGGGUAAAGGAACACAAAUCAAGGCCGGUCAAGUCGAAAAGAAGUUCUAUGAUAACGCACUGGCUGUUCAAGCAUUAACUUCCGAGUUAAUUGUUCUUGCGGGAACUAUCGCAAAAGUGAAACCAUCCACACAAGACCAAAACAUUGGGAAGACUCAGGUCUCCCCAACACCACUCGACUUGGUCGGUAAACCCAUUACACUGUCCUCCAAUGUAUUUGAAAAGGAGAAGUUAUUGUAUAUUGAAACGUCGGACCUUUUGGUACGACUCAUUAACAUCCUUUCUGGGUAUAUCAACGCAGUGGCGACUGCUCACAGAAUCGCGUCGAUGGAAAAACCGUCCUCGUCGCAAUCGACCGAAGAAGACCAAGACCCUCUUGGGACGAUC